Myotis lucifugus (little brown bat) is the source of this 3120-nucleotide messenger RNA. RefSeq names its product mex-3 RNA binding family member C (gene MEX3C). The annotation marks the transcript as partial. The record is from RefSeq and is a predicted model, not a curated record. NCBI's taxonomy places the organism in Eukaryota, Metazoa, Chordata, Mammalia, Chiroptera, Vespertilionidae. Gene Ontology annotation, molecular function: RNA binding. The transcript is spliced from 2 exons.
CUGAACGGUGAGCAGGCGGCCCUGCUGCGGAGGAAGAGCGUCAACACCACCGAGUGCGUCCCGGUGCCCAGCUCCGAGCACGUCGCCGAGAUCGUCGGUCGCCAGGGUUGUAAAAUUAAAGCACUGAGAGCCAAGACAAACACGUACAUCAAGACCCCCGUUCGUGGUGAAGAGCCCAUUUUUGUUGUCACGGGACGGAAAGAAGAUGUCGCCAUGGCCAAAAGAGAAAUCCUCUCCGCUGCAGAGCACUUCUCCAUGAUUCGUGCAUCUCGAAACAAAAACGGCCCUGCCCUGGGAGGGUUGUCAAGCCCUAAUCUGCCCGGCCAAACCACCGUUCAAGUGAGGGUCCCAUAUCGUGUGGUAGGAUUAGUAGUUGGACCCAAAGGAGCAACUAUUAAAAGAAUUCAGCAGCAGACCCACACAUACAUAGUAACUCCGAGCAGAGAUAAGGAGCCUGUCUUUGAAGUGACAGGGAUGCCUGAAAAUGUUGACCGAGCACGAGAAGAAAUAGAAAUGCAUAUUGCCAUGCGCACAGGAAACUAUAUUGAGCUCAAUGAAGAGAACGAUUUCCAUUACAAUGGUACCGAUGUCAGCUUUGAAAGUGGCACUCUUAGCUCUGCGUGGCUCUCCUCCAAUCCAGCUCCUCCUAGCCGUGCAAGGAUGAUCUCCAAUUAUCGAAAUGAUAGCUCCAGUUCUCUGGGAAGUGGUUCCACAGAUUCCUACUUUGGAAGCAAUAGGCUGGCUGACUUCAGUCCGACGAGCCCAUUCAGCACAGGGAACUUUUGGUUUGGAGAUGCGCUACCAUCUGUAGGCUCAGAAGAUCUCGCAGUUGAUUCUCCUGCCUUUGACUCCUUACCAACAUCCGCGCAAACUAUCUGGACUCCAUUUGAACCAGUUAACCCACUCUCCGGCUUCGGGAGUGAUCCUUCUGGUAACAUGAAGACUCAGCGUAGAGGAAGUCAGCCAUCUACUCCUCGUCUGUCUCCUACCUUCCCUGAGAGCAUUGAACACCCACUUGCUCGGAGGGUUAGGAGCGACCCACCUAGUACAGGCAACCAUGUUGGCCUUCCAAUAUACAUCCCUGCUUUUUCUAAUGGUACCAAUAGUUACUCCUCUUCCAAUGGUGGUUCCACCUCUAGCUCACCUCCAGAAUCAAGACGAAAGCACGACUGUGUGAUUUGCUUUGAGAAUGAAGUUAUUGCUGCCCUAGUUCCAUGUGGCCACAACCUCUUCUGCAUGGAAUGUGCCAACAAGAUCUGUGAAAAGAGAACGCCAUCAUGUCCAGUUUGCCAGACAGCUGUUACUCAGGCAAUCCAAAUUCACUCUUAACUAUAUAUAUAUACAUAAAUACUAUAUCUCUAUAUGGACUCGUAAAGGCAUGGGUAUAAUGGUACCCCAGUAAACUUCCUAAUGAAUUCUUAUGACUGUUAUCAGGCUUUAUUGGGAUUAGGCUAAAGUUGUUAGUAAACUUAUAAAAGGCUGCUAUGGUAACACUAAACCUAAGUGGUCUCUUGUCUAUUAGUUUGGUUUGAAUUAUUAAUAUCCUAUAGACCCAGAGACAUAGCUUGUAUAAGAAUUGCUGAAGUUCAACUCGCUUGAGUGAAGAUCAUCACAGGUUGUGUGAGCCUACGAGAAAAGUAUACGUCUAAGAUUUCAAAACUGGUCCCAAAGCCUAACCACAUUAAGAGUUUAUGGAGGGUACUUGGCAUUACAGAUGAUUCAGACACUUCCAGGGCUGCCUUCUUUACACUGCCAGUUUUGACAAAACAGGUUUGUUUUUUAUUUUACAGCAACUUAUGCCUAAUUCUGCAGGAUUGCAAGUACCUUUCUAGUGCAUUGUGACUUAAUUACUGGUAAUAAUAGGGCUGGUGGCAGUUUACUCAAUCACUGGUUAUAAUUUGGGACAAAAACUGCUACAUUGACCUUCAUCUCGCCCAGCUGGUAUGAUCAGUGGAUCAGGAACGCAAUUGUGGCAAUUGUGUGGAUUGUGAAUUCCUAGCCAUUGCCUCCCUCGGUGAAUGUGGAAAUGGCCACCUGGGUAUUCCCAUUUCAGGAAGGGUUUUGGGAUUCACCUAUAUUGGCUAAUUGAGGAUACGAACAUUCCAUUCAUUAGUCUAAUCAAGCUAUUGAUUAUUUUUAGACUCUAGAUCAAAAUGUGAAACAUUUUAUGUUCAAUCCAUAUUUGUCUUGCACAUUAUAAAUAUAUUUUUAUUUUUUAGUAAUUUAGGGAAGGGGGAGGGAGAGAGGGAGAAUAAUGCCCUUAGUAUAAUUCACAAAAGCAGCUGUGAUGACCUCCAAUCAGUUUACUUCAUUUCAAAACUAUUUCUAAUCACAAGGGAAGAUUUAAGAUACUUUUACAUUUCACCUGUGGAUGUCUGCAACUUCAUCCUCAGUAUGUUCCCAAAUCUAUGCUGGCAUUGAAAGGACAAAACAUGAUACUGGUGGGUUUUUCUACUAAUUAUUUUUUGAUGCGUUAUUUUCCCAACGAAAAAAAAAGCUUUUUUUUUUCUCAGUAUAACAAAAAUUGAAAUCCUAUGUGUAUUGAAUAGUACAUAGACAAAUUUUAUUUUUUAUUUUCACUUGAAGAGUUACAUUUCGUAUAAAAGUUUACAAAUAACGGUUUUUAUUUUGAUUUUUUUCAGUAUAAAAAAAUUGCCUUGAUGGCAUAUUAUGAUGUAAUGCUAAUUGCUUGUAGGAUAGUUAAAUGUCAGUAUUGAAAACCUAAUCCUUAGCGCCGUCUUGUAGAUAUGAACGAAUGUUCGCCAAGCAUGUAUUUUGUAUUUUGUUGCAUUGUACACUGCAACUAAUAAGCCAAGGAAUCGACAUAUAUAUUAGGUGCGUGUACUGUUUCUAAAACCACAAACUAAGAAUGAUAAAUUAUCAAUAUAGUUUAGUAUUUGCUAAUUUUACUACUCUUUUGUUAUGUAUAUGUAGGGAAGUUAUAGGGAUUAUAAAUUCAAUUUGAGUAAAGUUUAAAACCAUAUAUUUUAUGAUAAAGGGCCUUUAACUUAAGAUGGCCAAAGCACUGAUAUUAUAUAUUUGCUGUAAAGAGAAUUAUAAGAGUUUUAUUUUUCUGAUAUUAAAAGUUACUUAAUAAAGACUUGUUUCCAUUAACUUGAA